AUGUCUGCAAACAACAAAUGGCCCGACUUUCGUCUGGCAUCCACAUUGCGAUCUUUGAUGGGAUCGCAGCCUGACGAGGCUACAGAUACGAGGUCCAGUCGCCAAUCCGCGCAGAAGCAGCGUAGAGACCAGCCGGAACAGAUCGUGAACGACAGCUCCAACAGCCCCAGCCGCGACGACGCUGCCGACGCAAUGGCCAACGAGGAUAACAACUCAAUCGCUGGCUCGGAAGCCUCUGCCGCCGGUGCAGAUGAGGAUUUUGGGGCAAUCGAGAUGUUUGACAGCAAUGCGGCGCCGGCGACGUUUUCUUCACAGGCCCCCGUUGCCGUUAUGUCGGAAGAUGCCCCCGUGGAAUCAUCCACAAAGAAGUCGAAACGAGACAAGAAGGACAAGCGAGAUAAGAAGCGGAAAUCAUCCCAGGAAGAUGUCGCCGCCGCUGCUACCUCGCCAAUCCCCGAAGAAGAGGACUCAUCAAGAAAGCAUAGAAAGUCCAAGAGGCGGUCGCACAAGGAUGCAGUGAUUCCGGACAGUCAACCAAGUCAGGACAAGCCAGUUGAACGUUCUGAGGAUACGCCUUGGGGUCAGUUACAAGAAGAGGAAGCAGCAGCUGCAUCGUCUCAAUCGAAGAAGAAGCGUAAGCUGUCAGAUUCUGUGGAUGGCAAGGGUCGCAAGAAGCGCAGAUCCCAUGAUCAGGAGUCUGAGGAUCAAGACGGCGCUGCAGCCGCGUCUGGUUUCCUGCGAAAGAGAAAAGAGAAACGUGGCGCUCCAGAAAGUGCGAUAUAUGAGAAUGAGGAACCAGAGUCCGAUCCGCAAAAGUCACCAACCGUUGAACACUUGCGCCGACGAAGCCAGUCACGAGAAGCUCGCUCUAGAGAGAAUAGUGUUCCCGCAGCAAACCAAAUGGAUGUUGACCAAGAGGUUGAGGAUCCUGUACUGGCCAAUGUGGCCGCGUUGGCGGAGGCCGACGGCGAUGUCGAACGUCUAGCACGCGAAGCCUGGAACGAGCACCGCAAUGGACAGCAGGCUCUGGAAGAACAGCAAAAUGGAGGACAGGACACCGAGAUGCCGGACCAGUAUCCUCAGGAGCCACUCAACGACAGCUUGGAGGGCAUUGCUGAAGCUGAGCCGUCAAGCGCCAAGUCGAAAAAGACACGAUCCAGCCGUAAGAAGGCCAAGCCAACAUAUUUUGAGCAGGACCCCAUCCCGGACAUUGCAAGUGACGAAGAAGGGAACAGGAAUGCUCUGGGAGAAUUGCCUUCUCCAUCGGCUGCCACACCAAAGGCUCGAAGGGCGAAGCGUGCUGCCAAGAAGGAAUCUCGUGGCCGCAAGCCGAAGAGGGAGAAGCUCUCACAGUCAAUUGCGUGGGCGGCUUCAGCAGAUGCAGAUGGAGAAUUUGGCCAGAGCUCUAAAAACCGGUUAACGGGUUUCACCCAGGGUCGCUUCACCGAUGCGGAACUUGCACGAAUUGCGCGAGCUGUAGAGAGUUACCGGGCUGAGCAUGAGAUUACACAGCGAGAAGUCAACGAUCUCAUCCACGCGCCUGGUGGAACGACGGCCGGAGAAACGCACGCCCAACUCUGGUCUCGCAUAUUUGCUGAAUGUCCCGAUCGUCACCGACAGAAAGUUAUCAAUAUUACUCGCAAGAAGUUUCACAAUUUCGUUGCUCGUGGAACAUGGACUACGGAGCAGGACGCGGAACUGGCAGAACUCAUUCAACUUCACGGGACGAAAUGGUCUUAUAUUGCCAGUCUUAUCAACCGUCACCCAGAGGAUCUUCGCGACCGAUACCGUAACUACAUUGUCUGCGGUCCAAAUCAGAGAAAGGAUGCAUGGGACGAGAACGAGGAAGCCCGCCUCACGCAGCACAUUAUUGAGUCCAUGAUGGCGAUUGAUGAAUUGCGAAACAACCACCCGUCUAGAGCCUUACUGCAGAAGAGCUAUGAAGAGCUCAUCGACUGGCAGAAUAUUAGCGAGCUGAUGGGCCGCACCCGAAGUCGACUGCAGUGCAUCACGAAGUGGAAGUCACUCAACAUUCGCACCCACGGCCGAGACCACCUUGUCUCUAGCCAGCCUGACUCUCAAAUUUCAUUCAGAUUGGAGAAGGCACGACGGCAGAUCGCAGCGAUGCCUGGUGAGGAACGAUAUCGUCUUGUCCUCGCGAUUCAAGCGACCGCCGUUGGCACAGACGUCAAGAUUCCUUGGCAGAGACUUGUGGACAAACCGUUCCGAAACCAGUGGCACCGAUAUACGCAAAUGCUCCUUUGGCGACGUUUGAAACAGACUGUACCAAGUUGGGAGACGAUUUCGGUGCGAGACUGCGCGCAGUAUUUAAUCGACCACUACAAUCAAGCAGGCGAGCUUCCAGACGUGCCAGAUGAGCAAUUUGAUGACAUGGAUGAGAUGCAAUACAUGCAGGCCAUUACGCCAAUGACUUCAUUUAGUGGCACACAGGAGGAUGGGCGGGGUCAAGUCAGCGCAGAGUUUGUCACAGAGUCCGAUGCUGAGGACAACCAUGCUGAGGCCAAUGGCGAGACUGAGGAGCAACCUGAAGCCGAACAAGAGCAAGAACCUCAAGACGAUCAAGACGAGGAGAUGAAUAUUGAUCCUGCCCUCGCCGAAAUCGCCCAGGCAGCGAAGAAGGCAACCCCGGUCAAGCGGGCUACCGAGAAGGCUGCUCGAAAGCGUGGCCGCAAAUCCGCUGCAGCUACGGAGGAUCCCAUUGAAGAAGACGCAAUUGAAGAGUCUCAGCAGGCGCAAGAGCAGGAGCCAGAAGCGGAAGUCGAGCAGCCCAAGAAGAAGAAGAAGACGCCAAAGUCCAAGACUCCUCGAGGCAGGAAAGGAGCACAGCAAUCCUCACCUGUCGCUCGAGAUGCGGACAGUGGCAUGGAUGAUAUGGAGGAUUUGCCUGCGCGAGUUGCCGUCCUUUGA
Molecule: messenger RNA, 2928 nt
Organism: Pochonia chlamydosporia 170
Lineage: Eukaryota; Fungi; Ascomycota; Sordariomycetes; Hypocreales; Clavicipitaceae
Product: multidrug resistance-associated protein
Exons: 2
Coding region: 1-2928 (975 amino acids)
Biological process (GO): regulation of DNA-templated transcription
Cellular component (GO): nucleus
Molecular function (GO): DNA-binding transcription factor activity; transcription cis-regulatory region binding
Source: RefSeq, a predicted model, not a curated record